AUGGCCCACGCCGACAUCGAGCACGUUCCCGCCCUAGUGUCGCCUGACACUAGCGACAAAAUCGAAGGAUUCGAGGUCGUGUCAGAGCACACUGUCUCGGAGCACGAGAAGACGCCCGUUGACGAGGUUGACCAGGCCGCGGACGACUUGGCUGCCGUGUCCCUCGCCGGGGCGCCCGAGCUCGCUGGCCGCACGGUGACCGUCGUCGUCGUUGGCCGCCACGGAAAGUACUACAAGCACCGCGGCAAGGGCCGCAAGGCAAAGGACAAGAACAAGCACCAGCACAAGCACAAGGAGCACAAGCAUGGCCACGGCCGCCACGGUCUGCCAGGCGGUCCACCUCCUCCCGCGGCACCUCAUGGCUGCCCUCGCGGACCACCUCUGCCACCCCCGCCUCCCGGCUUCGAGCACGCGGUCCCGCCCACGCCGCCGGCCCCGGUCCCGGGCCCUCCCCCCUUUGGGCGCGGAAACUUCCCCGGCCACGGAUUCGCCCGCUGGGGACGCUUCCACCGUCACCACCGCCACCACCACCACCGCGGUCCGGGCGAGACUUACACCGUCGACAUCGAACUCCCCGCCGGUGUGGAGCCCGCCGACGUCGACUGGGACGCGACGCUCCACGAAAUGCGGUGCGACCAGCGCCAUCGGGCGCGCAAGGACGACACUUCGGACUCGACCACAUCCGACUCGCAGUCUGACUCGUCUUCGAGCUCCAGCGAGUCGGACUCGGACUCGGACUCGACUAGCUCGGAUUCGGACUCGGACGACCGCCUCCACCGUCGUUUUGGCCGUCGCCGCGAGCGCGAGUUCCGUCGCGAGUUCCGCGCCUGGAACCGCCGUGGCCACCGUGGAUUUGGCGAGAUUCCCUUUGGCCACGAGCGCGAGAUGCCUGGCUUCGGUGACUUUGGCGGUUUCGGUGGCUUCGGCGGCCCCGGUGCGCGCUUCGGUCGCGAGGGACACUUUGCCGGUGGUGGUCCGUUUGGUCACGGUGGUCCAUUCGGUCGCGGGAGUCCCUUUGGUCAUGGUAGCCAUUUCGGGCCCCGCAGACCGUUCGGCAACCACGAGUCGCACGGCUGGGCCCCCGCGCCCCCCCACGACGGCCCACACGGCGGCGCUCCGGGCCCUCAUGUCGGUCCUCACCACCAUCCCGAGCACCCACCAUGGCCCUCCCCGGCCCCGCGCAAGCACUGCAACGGCAAGCAUGGCCGUAAGGGCAAGCACAGCAAGCACAGCAAGCACCAUAAGCGCCGCGACGGUCCCUGUUGCCCUCCUGCCUCGCAUCCCGGCCCAUCGCACUAA
Cutaneotrichosporon cavernicola is the source of this 1299-nucleotide messenger RNA. RefSeq lists its product as uncharacterized. The transcript has a single exon. Gene Ontology annotation, cellular component: actin filament. Gene Ontology annotation, biological process: actin filament polymerization. The coding region runs from base 1 to 1299 and encodes 432 amino acids. NCBI's taxonomy places the organism in Eukaryota, Fungi, Basidiomycota, Tremellomycetes, Trichosporonales, Trichosporonaceae. The record is from RefSeq and is a predicted model, not a curated record.